GCUGGAAUGAACACAUCUGUUUGGGAGGAGCAGCCGGUGGGUGGCGGAGGCCUACGGGGGGAGGAAUGGACGGGCUUUCUGCCUGAGCGUUGCCCCGGCAUUAACCAAGCUGGCUGCCUGGGUGAUUAACUGAGCCUCGGAUGUGCAGACCUGGCGUUUUGUCUGGUCUGGGCAGAAGCCGGCCCACUUCCCUCUUUGUUCAGGAGGUGUGUGUUGGCCCCAGCUGGGUGGUGGAGACCAUGAACUGUUAGUUUUUCCUGAUUUUUUUUGCAUCUCUUGGGAGCGGAGGGCCCAGAAGCCAUGUCGGAGUUACUGCUCCUGGGCCUGAUUGCGGCCCUGCUGCUGACCCUGCUGCUGACCCUGUUGGGUUUCGCCGUGUACUCUGGGCUUCUGGAAGACGUCGUCGUGAGCGCGGGCUCUCCCCCGAUCCGGAACAUCACCCUGGCCUACAAGUUCCACGUGGGUCCCUACAAGGAGUCAGGCCGCUUGUUCACGGAGAGCUGCAGCAUCUCUCCACGUCUUAGUUCCAUUGGGGUCUACUAUGACAACCCCCACACGGUCCCUCCGGAGAAGUGCCGCUACGCCGUGGGCAGCAUCCUGAGCGAGGGCGAAGAGUCGCCUUCCCCCGAGCUCAUCCGCCUUUACCAGAAGUUUGGGUUCAAGAUCUUCUCCUUCCCAGCGCCAAGCCAUGUCGUGACGGCCGUCUUCCCCUACACCACCGCACUGUCCAUCCAUCUGGCCGUCCACAGGGUCCAUCCCGCCCUGGACGCAUACAUCAAGGAGCGGAAACUCUGUGCCCACCCCAGACUGGAGAUCUACCAGCAGGACCAGAUCCACUUCGUGUGCCCGCUGGCCCGUCAGGGUGACUUCUACGUGCCUGAGGUAAAGGAGACGGAACGCAAAAGCCGAGCAGCUGCUGAGGCAGAUGACGCCCAGACGGAUGUCACAGGAGCUGACACGCUGAGCGAUACCAGCUCCGUCAGUCUGGACGCAGGCCCCGGGAGCCGCGAGAACUCGGCCGCCACCUCCACCCUGUCCCCCGGUGUGGCGGGUCGCGGCUGGGAUGACGCCGAUAACCGGAGCGAGCACAGCUACAGCGAGUCGGGGGCCAGUGGUUCCUCCUUCGAAGAGCUUGACCUGGAGGGAGAAGGAGCCUCGGGUGACCUCCGCUUUAGCCACGAGGCUGAGCCCCCCGGGCCCAAGUGGGCCAAGGAGCGCAGCACCCCGGAGAAGGAUGAGGAGUAGGUGCCCCUUGUGGUCCAGGCCUCUGCCUCUCAGCCCCCCUCUCCUCGGGCUUAAUCAAAGAGGAACUGAUCAAAUUCAUCCUUCCCCACCCUGACCUGGCCUGGCCAGGCUUGCCUCUCGCCCCUCUCCCCUAGACCCUCACUCUGAGGGCUGGGGCCCAAUGCAGCCCCAGAUGACCCUGUGGGGCUGCCGCCUGCUGACCAGGCUGGGGGUUAUCUUGGUCCCCUGCGCCCCGAGCUCUUUGCUCUGUUCUUUCUCCUCUCUCCCUGGCCUGUUAUUCCCAGCCAGCUGGAGAGAGCACAGCCUCUUCCCUCCCAUUUGCCCCUCCCUCAUCAGUCUCUUUUUCAGACUCACAUUGGGACUUUUAGGAUCCAGAAUAAAGCAGAUGAUUUUCGUUUCA
Molecule: messenger RNA, 1645 nt
Organism: Antechinus flavipes (yellow-footed antechinus)
Lineage: Eukaryota; Metazoa; Chordata; Mammalia; Dasyuromorphia; Dasyuridae
Gene: TEX264
Product: testis expressed 264, ER-phagy receptor
Exons: 6
Coding region: 301-1245 (314 amino acids)
Biological process (GO): reticulophagy; protein-DNA covalent cross-linking repair
Cellular component (GO): endoplasmic reticulum membrane; replication fork; nucleus
Source: RefSeq, a predicted model, not a curated record